This is a messenger RNA of Podarcis muralis (Common wall lizard), 2067 nucleotides long. It is a transcript of the gene SF3B5, whose product is annotated as splicing factor 3b subunit 5. The record is from RefSeq and is a predicted model, not a curated record. Lineage: Eukaryota; Metazoa; Chordata; Lepidosauria; Squamata; Lacertidae. Gene Ontology annotation, biological process: mRNA splicing, via spliceosome. Gene Ontology annotation, cellular component: U2 snRNP; precatalytic spliceosome.
UCUGGUCCCUCCUUUUCCUCCGGCCUCCAUUUUGUGAGGUGAUUUUCGGCGGCCUGGCAAAGGCGGGCAAUUCGGCCGAGCUGAUACGGUUUCGUCCUCUUGCAUCGCUUUUGCCGGCUUUGAGACACCGCCGCCGCCUCGGUUGCCGCCUUCCUCCUGUACCUCCUCGUCGCCGCCAUGACGGACCGCUACACGAUCCAUAGCCAGUUGGAGCACCUGCAGUCCAAGUACAUCGGGACGGGCCACGCGGACACCACCAAGUGGGAGUGGCUGGUGAACCAGCACCGGGACUCGUACUGCUCCUACAUGGGCCACUUCGACCUGCUCAACUACUUCGCCAUCGCCGAGAACGAGAGCAAGGCCCGCGUCCGCUUCAACCUCAUGGAGAAGAUGCUGCAGCCGUGCGGGCCGCCCGUCGACAAGCCCGACGAAGCUUGAGCCGCCUGGCGCCCCGCACCGCCCGGGAGAGAAGGGGCGGGAAACGGCAGCCGGGGCGAGAUCAACUUUGGGAAGCGCCGCGACGAGGAGGGCCGACGGGACGCGGCUUCUUCCCUUGCCUGAGGCCGCCUUCUCUGGAACAAACCCUGCCCCUCCUCCCCCUUGUUGCGCUCCCGGGGCCAACUUCCUUUCGAGUCCCAGGCGCCUUCGGAGAGCGCGGCUUGUGAACUUCCCUCAAUUCUGCCCGGAACUGUGAGGAGAGACUGAGGCAGGUGGUUCCCCUUGCUCGGAGGCGGCGUGAAUUUCUUGGAAGAGGCCUGAAAGCGACGCGUCCCCUCCCCCUCCCCACUCUAGAUUUUGUAACUUUUUUUGGAGGAAUUUAGGCAACUCUCUAAUAAAUGCCACACUCCGCCUUCUAAUCUGUUUUGUGGUGAUUCGUUAAUUUAUACAGGAGACGUCAGUCAGGCUGUAUUUUUGAGCAAGUCCCGUUGAACCCAGUGAGGCCCAUUCAAGUCAGUGGGGCUUGCUUGUGAGUAGACCGGCAUGGGAUUCAUCUGUAAUGGACUGCGCAGAGGUAGCUACAGGGCAAACAAAUACCUGCAUUUCAAAAUGUUAUAUGUUAAGUGUGAAAUUGCUCUCAAAUAUUUGUGGACAUGUACAGAAGCAAUGCCCCCCCCAUACUUUUAGUUGAGGGUUGCUGUUACUCUGUUUCAUGCAGUCCUCUCUUUUAAUUACCAUUAAAAUGACUGGAGGCUGCACAACAUAUGUAUUGCAUAUUUUCCACAUCCAUCACAUAAAGUCACCUAGGUUUGAUUAGUCUGUUGAUUAUUUUUAUUUCAUUAGUAGCAAAACCCAAUGAUUACAUGUAGCUAACCAAUAUAAUGAGGGGGGAAAUACUUAAAUAAAAUGGAGGGGGAUGUAAUGGUGAACAAAUAGGAAACACUUGGCUUGAACUUAAAAUUACAGCAUGUGUGUGUGCAUAUGACUCCAUCGUCCAUAACCAUUUGCUGCAAUUGUAUAUAUGCCAGCUGCAAAUAUUGAGUCAACUCCCAGGAAUUUGAUCAUGUUUCUUUUAUUAUUGCAUAGUUCGUAAAGUCAUACAGGUUUCAUGAGACACAGGAUACAUGUUUAUCGGUGAACUAGUUUGCUGGACUCCUGGGCUGUAAAAAGUAAGUGCUCUUAUUCAGAGGCAAGGGGCAACAUGCCACCCUUAUUUUUUGCCCUGUACUGGAACCCUAAAAGCAGUAAAACAUUAAUUUAGGAGGGCUGUGAAAUAAAGCAGAUCAUAUACAAUGGUAUAAGUUUCUCUUUUCUCUGAAGGUGGACUCUGUUAAGACUGUUUCAAGGUACAGAUCAAGACCACUUUGAAAUAGUUCAGCUAGAAAACCUUGAGAAACUGAUCUAUUUUUAUACCCCUGAUACAGAUGCUGGUAUAGCAAUACAUGGUUAUUUUAUAUGAUUUUGUUUACUAAAAUGGAUAUUGUAGGCCAUAUGCUGAAGAAAUGAGUUACAUAAAUGGAUACAAAUAGCAAAAUGUCAUGUUUACAUUAAGGUAUCUGGCACUUGCAGUAAGUUUUGUAUUUCCACAUUUUACAAGCUUAUUUAUUCUAUAUAAAAAGUUCUUUGGAA